UGCCUGACAACACCGACAACAAAGUGAGAUUUCUGCUAUGCAAAUAUCUUUACACUGAUCGUACUUAUCAUUCAAGCAUAAUUGUCAAAGUUCAAGAGUAAUUGUCAACUACCACAAGCAUGGGAAAGACAAAUCCUGAGCCCCAGAAUGCCUCAGGUCAGGAGCCCCCAAUGUAUCUACAGAGGCCGUCAACAGGCCACUCACAAGAUGUGCGGCACAUCCUUGCCAAAUGUUUCCGGCAGUUAUACACUCGAGAUGCUGUAAGACCGGAGACCGUGAAGAAUCUUCAAGUAUCAAAAGGAGGAGAUGACCCAUAUCAUGAGAGAUAUGUUGACUCCCUACAGAAGGUCUACACUGAGUGGCAGAGACGUAUGGAUGAAGCAGCCAUGUUAGAAAGGCACAUCAUGCAAGCCCAGGCACGGGCAAUGUCAGCUGAUGAGAGGGAGUUGAAUAGAACAGCUCAAAGUUGUGACAAAUAUCCCGAUCUCGGACUUCCACCUGGUCGAUCCCAUUUCCGUUCCUGUAUUGACACGGAUCUUCUGAAGAAACACAACCUACUGACCCCCGAGGAUUACGCCACUGAGGACCCCAUGUCUGUACCACCACCCCAAGCUCCAAAGGUUCCGAGUUAUGCACGUGAAACACUGACAUCUCAGCAACACAGCCGGCGUAAUGAGGGACGGCAGGAUUCCCCCUUUCCUAUGGGGGACCAGCUGGCAGUUAGUGAGGAGUUCCCUAGCUUCAUCUCGGACGAAGAUAUGGAGACUAAGGGAAAUGAGUAUGAAAAUGAUCUGAACACAUUCCCUAGAGUUGAUGCCUGGAAACAGCACAUGACAGAGGAACAGCGUGAGAUGGAACGCCAUGACCUCGCCAACCUCAAUGCCAAGACAAACUACCUCCGCAACCAACGCUUCCUGUCAGGUUCGGCGCCCCCUGGUAUCAGAACCCUCAUCAAGCCACACAAGAAGAAACCCAAGGAGAUUGGGGUGGAACUGAAACCAGAAGACUCAAUUCCUCUGGAACCGACACCAAUAUUCCUGGCGUCCCCUCCAGAAGUUGUGUUCCGGGAGUAUCAGGUGGAACAAGUCUAUGAGAUUGUGUUGGAGCUGAAGAACAUCUCAACAGUGAUCCGCCAGUGCCGAGCCUUGCCUCCUUCAACACCCUACUUCACUGUAGGACUAGGUCAGUUCCCAGGGGAACAUGGCCUGGUUGCCGCAGGGAUGAGCUGCAAGUACCCAAUCCGUUUCAUCCCUGACUCUCUGAAGGACUUUGAUGAUGAGAUUGUGAUCCAGACCCAGUCAGCCAUCCCCCUCGUCAUCCCACUGCGUGGACGAAGAGACCCGCCCAUUCUCACACUUCCUCCAAUACUGGACACCGGUCACUGUCUGGUGGGUGGCUAUCACGUCGCCCAGUUCUUCAUCAAGAAUGAAGGCGGCACUGGCCGGUUCUGCAUCAUGCCAAGGACGGCAUGGCCCGCUAUUAACUUUAAGUCAGUGGUAUCCGAAGGCAAGGUUGUGAUGCCUCCAUUUGACAUGCGACCCUCAACGUUUGAGCUGAGGAGGGGCCAGUCCGGGAUAGUGGAGGUGAUCUUCAACCCCCACGCUGCCAAGGUGUUUAACCAGGAGAUUACAAUCGCCUGUGACAACUGCCAAGUACAGCACUUCUUGCUGAGAGGUGAAGGUCAGACAGCACAGGUCGCCCUGGAGCAGGUGGAAAGAGGAGAGUCAGAGGCCCUGCCAGGUGAACUGACCGACUUCUCCGCACAGCACCGCAUAGUGUUUGAUGACCUGAACCCAUACACCUACACUGACCGUGUCAUCACUGUGCAGAACCUGACGAAUGUUGACCUUCCCUUCCAAUGGCUGACCUACAAACCACACCUAAAUCCACCGGAUAACGAGUCUGUUGAUGCAGAAAAUGCAGAACCUCGAGAUCGCAUUCCUGACCUUGACACUGCUUUCAGUGUCAGCCCCAACAAUGGAAUGGUUCCUGCUAGUGAGAAGAUGGAGUUCAAGGUCACAUUUGCUCCUCCUUUGUUGAACUCCUUCCACAGUAUCCUCCACAUGGUGCUUCAACAAGUUCCACGCACAAGCCAGAGCAUGAGGGCCAUAGUUGGAAGGUCAAGUGCAAGGUCAGUUACAGCCAUUUCACAGAAGAGGUCAGUGUCAAGCAAUGAGAGCUCGGUACACAUGAAAGGGUCAAGGUCAGCGUCAUCUGACAGGUCAUCUGAAUCCUCUGGAGACGAAGAUGGAGAAGUCAUCAUUCCCAUAGAUGGUCCCAUCUACUGUGACACUGUUGGCCUGGAGAUUGAGGUGAAGGGGAAGAGUGUCCCCCUCAAUGUUGUCCUCCACCCCUACGCCAUCUUCCUGCCAGGGAAGAACCCCAUCGGCACCACCAUCAAGAAACUCUUCACUAUGGCCAACCAUAGUUUCUCCACCAUCACCUUCCAGUGGCAGCCUCACAGCGACAAGCACAUCAUCGAGGUGGAGCCUCCUUUUGGAGAACUAGACCCUGGUAUGGCGAUGGACCUGGAGCUGAGUCUGACUGGUGUGGAACCGGGGAAGAUCAGCACCACACUGUACUGCUUGGUCCUAAACAUGGACGACCCCCUGGCUCUCCACAUAGAGGCUGACAUGAAGGGUCCAGAGAUCACGGUGGAGGAACCUGACGUCAACUUCGGCCUGGUGCGACUCGGCCAGACGGUACAGCAGACAGUGACCCUGUACAACCAGUCCCAGCUGAUCACAAAGUGGCACAUACAGGAUUCACCGCUUCCACUGUCUGAUGACCCGAUGGCUCCCAGUGAGUUCACAUUCAGUCCAGAGUCUGGUGAACUUCGACCUCUGGAGAGGAAGGUCAUCACUGUGACCUUCACCCCAAAAUCAGCGCAGACUGUCAAGAGGGUGUUGGAGAUAGACAUCGAGGAUGGAAACAAAAGCUCUAUCGCAGCGUAUGCAGAAGUUCAGAGUCCAUCAGUGUGCCUGAAGGAGAGCUGCUUGGUCCUGCCCGAGGUGUACCUGGGGGUGCCGUGUAGGUCAGAGGUCGUGCUGAUCAACCAGGGUCUCAUACCGACCCGCUUCCACAUCGGACAGGUUGAGGGGGAGGAUGUGGAGGAGUGCAGUGUGGAAAUGGACAAGACAGCAGCGCUCAUCAAACCACGUGAAGAGUGUGUCAUCAACCUUGACUUUGUCGCCAUGAGAGAGGGUGUGUUUUCCGACGUGCGUUUCCCGGUGUAUGUCGACGGCAUGGAGGUGCCGCAGGUGUUCAGUGUGUCCUGCGACGUCAGGGGAAUGUCUGUUCAGUUAUCUACAUCAGAGGAUGGGGAGAUCAAGAGUGAUCAACUGAUCUUGCACUUUGGUCAAGCUGUGGAGUUGGGUAGUUCCCCUCAGCGUUAUCUCUUCAUCGAGAACAAGACUGCCAUUAAUGCUCCCUACACUGUCAAUGUGGACUUCCUGUUUGCCAGGCCACCUACACCACCUGAGAAACAAGGGGAGAAAACUAACAUAAGUCGUAGAACUCUGUUGGGUCGCACACCAAACUUGGCAGACCCUUUCAGUAAGACUUCAGAGAAAGCUGAAGCAGACUUGAAACGAGCCAUGUUGUCCCAAGGCAAUGGUGCUGCCUUUGCAGUUACCCCAGCAACAGGCAUCCUGCGGCCUUUGGCGCAGAGGCUGGACAUCACAGCCUAUAGCGACAUGUGGGGCAGCUACACGGACAAGCUGGUGGUCAAGAUUGGAGACAUGGCGCCAACUGAGGUGCCUCUCGCUAUGACAGUUGUGGGCUGUCCGCUCCAGUUUCAGAUGACUGCAGCCAAGCCGGAACAGAACCCAGUGGUCAGAUUCGGGACGCAUGUGUCGGGUGUGGCUGCUGUGAAGAGAGGAAUGAGGAUCAAUAACAACAGUCCCCACGAUAUCCGUGUUGACUGGCGAGUUUUCCUUGUGGACGCGCAGGAUGACCAACUUCUUGACCUCAAUGUGUGUUACGGUCGACCCUUCCCACCCCGUGAUGAAGAUGGAAUGGAGAUUCCACCGAGAGAAGAUGAUUACGUUUUCCGCUGCGGAUCUAUCAUUGCCCUGUUUUCAUGUUGUAUAACUCAGGCCCGUGGCAACGACAGCCGAAUCUACCGCCCCGAGGCCUUUGAUGCCGCUACCACCCGUCUGGACAUGACUGGCCAACUAAAACCAGCGCUACUCAGCAUCGAGUACACAGACGAUGAAGGGAUGAGGUACCGGUCAACGAUGAGUGACCUCUUGGAAGAUGGACAGACUUUGCCGGAGUCACUGAGGGUGUGCAGCACCAUGCUGUCCAACAACACAGAGACUCCUCUCAUCUUCAGGCUUCAGGUCAACAAUCCCUUCAUGCUGGUUGACCUGAACCCAGCAACAAACCCGGAGAAGGCUUCCAGGGCGAUGGAGACUGGCUUCCAUACCCUUCGACCUCAACACAACCUGCUGGUGAAGGUGGCGUUCCAGACAACCACACAGCUGCUGGACACAAUUAUACCCAUACUAAAAACCAAGCUGCCGUCAGGUCGCAAACUGGAAAUACAGGAUGACCUGCUCAUCGAAUUCAACAACACCACCAUACAGAGAGUGCCGCUGAAUGCCACGCUGGCCAUCCCCGAGAUCGAGCUGUCGAAGCUGUCGCUGGACUUCGGCACGUGUCUGGUGGGACAGGAGAGGGUCCUGGAGUUCUUCAUCACCAACCACACAUCCUCCCACAGCUUCUGGACGGCCACCAUCGAGAAUCCCUCAGACACGUGUGUACACGAGACGUUCAAGGUGCUGCCCUCUAGUGGGCUGCUGGAUGCCCACAUCACUCAUGUCAGCAACAGCAAGAUGUUGAUAAAGGUUCACUUCAAAGCCAAACACGCGGAGAACUACGAAGCAGUCUUCCUGUUCCAGGGGGCCCUGGGAGAGUCCUCCAAGAGGUUGUAUGUCAGAGGUCAAGGGUCAUAUGACGGCAAACAUGAGGCUAUGCUCAAUAUAUAGUCCAUCAACGUGUAUGUUCGACAUAUGGCAUAACAGUGCUCCUGUACAAACUCAUUCUGAUUUUUUAAAUCUUUGCCAAAAAGUAAUAUUAUACUGGUGUAUUUCUGGAGAAACAUAAGAUGUAUGUGAUAGAUAAAUAGUGUAAGUAAUAACUCGACUAUGCAAGGAUUUUACUUUUGAGGAUAAACUUUUCAGCAUUGUCUUUAAAUUUUAGACAAUGGAGUCAUCUGUGGUCACUGGUAGGCCUCUGGUUUAGGAGUGUUGCUUGGAACAGCUAAAUGGCUAAAAUACAUGCAAGGAUAGAUGCAGCCACUUGUCCAUCGCUCUCUUUUGAACACAUUCAUCUUUUAUCUGAAAUAAGCUGUAGACUAGCCAGACCAGCUUGGUAUAUUGAGAGCGUGUUGCAUUAUACCAAUAUACUGCAACAGAGUCCUUAAGGACCAGCCAUCAUAAGGUUGAUGUUUGUUUAAACUUUGGUAGUUCAUUGAUCACAUUAUUAUUUAUAUAUUCAGCUAUUUAUUGAUGUUUGUUGUUUCCAAGGCUUAACAUCUGUGAUAAAACUUCAUAUUUUAGCAAAGUUCUUCAAGUUCUCAACUAUUGACUGUGUUGUAUUGUUUGAAUAAAGAGACAUCAUAUCCAUAGUAA
Messenger RNA from Haliotis rubra (blacklip abalone), 5636 nucleotides. RefSeq names its product deleted in lung and esophageal cancer protein 1-like. NCBI's taxonomy places the organism in Eukaryota, Metazoa, Mollusca, Gastropoda, Lepetellida, Haliotidae. Gene Ontology annotation, biological process: negative regulation of cell population proliferation. The record is from RefSeq and is a predicted model, not a curated record.